GGCGGUUAUGCCGCCGCACCUUCUUGUGCUCCCCGGUCUGCCUCCAUUUUAUCACUCUUGAGCUAGGCUACGUGCUACUCUGUCUCAAUUGCUUUCUGAAUGUCCAGGAGACACCCCGGCGGCCGUACUCUUCCCGAGAACCCGUCAUGGAUCGAGUUCCCGCGUAGCGAUGGAAGUGCCGCUGCACUGCCCAAGAACACGACCAAGGUCGUGGAUAGUGAGGGCCAAGUGAACUACAUGAGGCCUGUGGACGUGGAUGAGAGCCUUUCAAUCAUGUGGCGUGUUGCAGUAGGCUCCCAGCUAGCCAUCCGCAUGCAGCUUCCUGAGGGCCCGAAGUAUGUCUUGAAGAGCUUUCCAGAAGGAUACCAGCUAUAUGAUCACAAUAAGGGUCCGGCCAAUGCGCCGCGACACGACCCAUAUCUCUGCGGGUCCACCAAUAUCAAUCGUUUCCGCUCCACUAACGAGUUCAUACCGCACGCCUUGUGGUUGAUGCAGGACGAGACUAUGAAUCGUGCAAACUGCCUGUGCAAGUACUGCACCAAGCAGCCGCAACGUAUCAUCUCAGACAACAUGGGUCUUUCCCAGGGUCGAUCUGCGUCUGUCCCUGGUGCCCUAUCAUCCCGCACCACCCGGCCCCGUCGAGAGCCACGCGAGCUUCGUGACCCACAACAGCAGCAGCGUCCGCCAGUAGUGAAACCUUACGCUGCCGUCCGCCGCGCUCCGAAGCCACCCAAGACGCUAGUAGGGCCGGAUCAAUACGUUUCUCCCGAACGAGACCUCGACAUUCGCACUUCCCUCAGCUACGGAGAGGGCCAGCGACCACGAUGGUUUCGGAAGGGAGAGCUGAUCUGGUGUAGGAUUGUUCCCCCCAUUCGUGGACGGGCUCCUGAAGAGGACAUCUCCUUUUGGCCCGGUCUCGUCGACGACGUUCAUAUCAAGACAGUGUCGGUCCCUCGGGCCCAUGUCGAUGGCGACGUGGACAUGGCGCACCUAUACGCCGAGGCCGCAGACGGUAACCCCGCUCUUGGCAGCCCCCCUGUCGCCGAUGCGACCGGGUUGCUUGCAACCGCCCCUGUGGAGACGCCAGGUCUCCUGCCUUGGACUGUCUCGCAAUACUACGAGUACAAGGUGAAGCUUUUGGGCACCCACGUGAACUUCUUGGUCAUCGAUGAGCAAGUCCUGCCAUACCUGGCCUACGCGCCAUCUGACAGCGUUCUCAACCGGGCCGAAGAAUCACUCAACCACUACUUCCAGACAGUGUCGAUUGAGCAUAUGGAUCGCGAACUAGAACAGAACAUGUUCUUCUUCGACCCCAUGGAGCCGGAGCCGCAAGGCGAAGAGUAUUUCGCGAAGUACCAGCGCGCCUCGCCGUCGUUCACUCUCGCCAUUCAGAUAGCUGCGAGCCUUGCGCUGUACUGGCUUCCUACGGACGAAUGGGAAUGCACGUUCGUAGUGCCGCCCCCAUCACAGUCUGCGUCUGCUUCGCGGCCUCACUCACCCUCUCAUCCCUCUUCUACUGGUCCACAGACUCAAGCCCAGCCCGAGACUUUGCACUCCGUCAUUCAGCAGUCUCUUAACCAGAACGCCAGCUCUUCAGCGUCUGCGCAGGUCCAUGAACCAGAGAGCAUCAGCAUGGUCGGCCGUCACCCUCGCGCGGCCGCGCCCGCACAGUAUUCCGUCAAGCAAACGCGUUUCCAGGGCCUGUGGUGGGGGACGGAACGGAUCUGGACGGACGAGCUCGUCCGGCUUAAAAUCGCGCGGUGUCAGUUCGCUCCGAAGGGCACGGACGUCAUCUACCCUCCAGCUGGGCCAUCCGCGUCGACGCUGGCCGAGUUGCAUAAAAAUCCGCCCGCCGCGGAGAUACCGAUGGACAAACUCGGGGCUAGCGAGAAGGGGCUAUUCAUGGUGCUGGAGGGUCUCUUCAUCGUGGACGUUCCGGCUGCAGAUGGGAAUGGCACCACUAAGGAGUGCCGGGCGAGUGGGGUGUUAUAUGAGUUGGUCGAGCACGACUGGGAAGAAGUGGUUGAAGAGAACAAGGCGCAUGAGGCGACCGAGACAGACAAGGGUAACGGCAAGGCUAGCGAGUCUACAGAGAAAUCAGACCAUCCGCACUCUGAGGACCCGAACGCGCCGCCGAUUAUGACGCAGCCCUCGCCUCUCAAGCCACCGCCACUUCCCAAUCCCGACCCCACCGUUCCCAUAGCAGAGACUGCCACCAACAUCCUCGAGCAGACAUCUCCAGCUGCCGGCGCCGGCGCCGCGGAGUCAAAGAAGGCGCGGAGCCUGAGCGCACAGCUAUCACAUCCUGUACUCUCGACACCGUACCCUCUUCCUCCGCCUCCGCACGGUUUCCGAUUCAGACCGAUACUGAAGCCGGGGCAUGAGGUAAUCAUUAACCUCAGUCUGAUCAGCGGACGGUACUACCCCGGCCUUCUCUACCAUCCGCAAAUGCACGACACGGUCCAGGAAGCCUUGAACAUGGCUGACAGCGAGGGCGGUUACUUCCAGAACCGACAUCUCUGGGCGAUGGAGGGUCUGCUGCCCGGAGUGCAUCAGUCGAUGGAGCCGAGGCACUGGAAACCCUCGCGGGUGAUCAUGCUGCAGGAGGCUGACAAGCAAGCUCGGGAGCGGUUCCGCGAGCGGUGGGAGGAAACCAAGAUAGAGAGGUUGCACCCUCCGGAAGCGAAGCCGGAUGUGAACUGGAGUGGUAUUCUAGGAGACAAUGACGCAGCCAUGGUAGUCGAUUCGUGAACUCCUGUCGUGUUGUUUGCUUGUACUGGCCGCAACGAUGAGAACAACAGGUUGCUUGAUAUCAUGUAUUGAGCCUAUCGGACUGUGCCGCCGCCGUCAUGUGGCGACGGAGUGAUUGUUGGCG
This is a messenger RNA of Dichomitus squalens LYAD-421 SS1, 2875 nucleotides long. RefSeq lists its product as uncharacterized. The record is from RefSeq and is a predicted model, not a curated record. NCBI's taxonomy places the organism in Eukaryota, Fungi, Basidiomycota, Agaricomycetes, Polyporales, Polyporaceae. The transcript has 4 exons. Gene Ontology annotation, biological process: silent mating-type cassette heterochromatin formation. Gene Ontology annotation, cellular component: rDNA heterochromatin; SHREC complex. Bases 100 to 2751 code for a protein of 883 amino acids.